AUGAAGAGAAUUAAACUACCAUCAACCAACAGAAACAGACCCCCAAAACAAGAAGUCGACGAUGAAGAAGAAGAGCAUGAACAUAAACCCUACCUUCUGCAAUUGCCAGAGCACAUAAUAAUGGAGAUCUUCUGCAAAAUCCCAACAAAAACUCUCAUCCAAUGCAAGCGAGUUCGCAAGUCUUGGCGUCGUUGGCUCUCAGACCCUCAAUUCACCAAAGAACUAUUUUCACGAACGCCCGCUUCCAUUUUGAUCACUGGAUACUCGUGCCUGGGUCACUUCUUGGUCGACCUUGACAGGACCUGCAACCCAAAAGACGUCGUGUUGAAGCUUUCCUGUAUAAACAAAAGUCUCCGAACUUUAAGUAAGAGCAUUGUAGGCUCGUGCAAUGGCUUCCUCUGUCACCACGAAGUCCAUCAUCUCCACAUCUCCAAUCCUGUUACUGGUGAGUUUUUAUCUCUCCCAACACCUUCAAAGCCUGAUACAGUUGGAGGACGUUAUGGUUUUGGGUUCAGCCCCAUCAGUGAUGUCUAUAAGCUAGUUCGGAUUAUGCCUAUACAUAAACAAGUAAUGGUUUUGACUGUUGGCUCUGGGAUUUGGAGAGACAUUGGGCACCCUCCCGACUCUUUUGAUGGAGAAACGUUGGGGAAACCUUGUGCCUACCAAAACUAUUUUGAUAGUAUGAAUGAUCAUGGGACUUAUGUCAAUGGGUUUCUUCAUUGGAUUGGGUAG
Messenger RNA from Prunus persica (peach), 732 nucleotides. RefSeq names its product F-box/kelch-repeat protein At3g06240. The transcript has a single exon. NCBI's taxonomy places the organism in Eukaryota, Viridiplantae, Streptophyta, Magnoliopsida, Rosales, Rosaceae. Gene Ontology annotation, molecular function: protein binding. Bases 1 to 732 code for a protein of 243 amino acids. The record is from RefSeq and is a predicted model, not a curated record.